This is a messenger RNA of Psylliodes chrysocephalus, 1189 nucleotides long. Lineage: Eukaryota; Metazoa; Arthropoda; Insecta; Coleoptera; Chrysomelidae. The record is from the annotation of a GenBank genome assembly.
UGUCAAAUUUCGUAACGAAAUUUAUAAAAAUGCAAUUCAAAAUUAAUAUGAAAGUAAAUGUUUAGAAUUUUCGUGGUGCUAUCUAUUCAAAUUUUGUUCGUAAUGGCCUGGAGGUCUCACGGCAAAACAAAUGCCGAACUAGUAAGGAAUUUAAGAGCAAAUGGCAUUAUCAAGAGUGACAUAGUUGAAAAUGCAAUGUUGGCUGUUGAUAGAGGUCACUAUUCAAAAGUUAGUCCAUAUAUGGAUGCUCCACAAGGCAUAGGAUAUGGAGUUACUAUAAGUGCUCCCCAUAUGCAUGCCCAUGCAUUGGAACUUUUAAAAGAGAAGUUAGAGAAUGGUACACGAGCCUUAGAUGUUGGAUCUGGCAGUGGCUAUCUAACAGCAUGUAUGGCUUUAAUGAUGGGAGAAAAGGGUAUCGCUGUCGGUAUAGAUCAUAUAGCCGAAUUGGUGGAUAUGUCUCUAAAAAACGUUUCAAAGUCUAAACAAAGUUUGAUACAAUCAGGAAGGGUUGUUUUGGUGACUGGAGAUGGAAGACUAGGAUAUCCAGAAUAUGCCCCAUACGACGCUAUACAUGUUGGUGCUGCAGCGGCCGUUUUACCUGAAGCUCUGGUUGAACAAUUAAAGCCGGGUGGAAGACUAGUAGUACCUGUGGGCCCUUCUUCAGGAGUCCAACACAUGACAAUCGUUGAUAAACUUCCUGAUGGAACUGUUAGAAAGAAACAUGGUAUGUCAGUAACGUAUGUUCCUUUGACGGAUAAAAGACUUCAGUGGAGAUAACAACGCAUCUUUUGUUUUUUUACAUUUAAAUUCACACCUUUUUGUAAACCAUUUUAGAAAUAUGUAUUUACUAUAGAUUAUUUUUUCGAAUUUUAUUCGGUGAAGGCGUUUAUUAAAAUUUUUCGAUUUUGUAUUUUAACAGGCAGUGGGUGAAACAUACAACAUUGAUGAUAUUCUGCUUUUUAGAACUUUAUGUGCGCAUUCGUUCAAAAUGUUCAUCUUCUACAUAUUAUUUCAGACAUUUUGAAACAUGUAUAGGUACUUAAACCACUUAAAUGUCGUUAAAUGGGCUUAGUGUUUACCAAUCAAAAAUCUCUUAGCAUUCAGUAGGCGAAGAAAUAUAAUAAAAACAGUAGUGCCUAUUUUACGUACGGUAGGUGACGUAUAACACUACAAGUUGUUUUACGAACGA